UGACCUGGCGUGGUUUCGUGCGUUCUCUUCACGAUUUGCACACCGUGCUCUUGAUUACGGUAACCCGCUAACACGCCCAAUUUCACAUUUUUCUUCAUCAUAUCAUAUUUCUAAAUGUGUGAUUCUCUUCUUAAUAAUAAUUGUACUGUGAUAAAUUGAUAAUUACAUUUGCAUAAGGACGAAAACCAAUUUCGGAAAUAUCUACUGAUAAUACUAAAGCGUAUUGGAGACAGUGACGAAAGCGCGAGACAGCGGCGUCCGCACUACGUGUUUAUAAAUUAUUGUUUGACUUAUUAUCAAAAACAAUAUGGAAAUAUUUAAUAUUGGGGAUGAUUGAUGAGAUCCAACGUGGAACGACUGAAUACAUCUUGGAAACCACAAUUUUUCAGGAACCUGAGAAUAACAGUAAAAGAACUCCCUCCCAUUUGGCACUCUUGGCGUAGUUACCUGCAGCCGAAUUAGACCUGAUAAUCAAAUUGAAAAAAACCAAUCAGGGUCGAUCAACAUGUCCAGUACCCCCACCUCACAGAGUCAGCAACAGGUUAAACAGCAACCCAUCAAUGUUGCUGCACAGCCACAGGUCGUCACGAUGCCUGUGGGCGCAGGAGUAACCGCCCAACAGCUCCAGCAGCAUCUUCUGCAGCAGCAGGCGACUUCGCAGCUGGUCGCAGCGGCAAAUCAAAAUUUGACAGGGUACAACGUGGUGCAGGCACCCGGUGGCGUUCAGACGUUGAACGUCGAUGGACAUGAAACUAUAUUUAUUCCGGCCAUGAGCUUAGCAGGUGGACAACAAUCUCAACAAAUCUUUAGUCCUGGCCAAAUUCUAAGAGCUCCAGCGGGAGUGACCAUACCUACGUCCACUGCCAAUAUUCCAGUUCAGUUAUCUAACGGUCAAGGCAUACAGGUUCGGCCUACGCUACAGUCUCAAGUUUUCCAAUUUCCAAUGCAACAAACUAUACCUGUUCAAGUGCCAAUUUCAUCGGGAAACGGCCAGACUAUUUAUCAAACCAUUCAUUUUCCCGUUCAGUUCGCUGCGGCAUCAGCUGUACCCAAUAUUAUACAAGCCGCUCAACCUCAGAUAAUUCCUCAAAUAGCGAACAUUUUAACUCCAUCUGGACAAAUCCAACAGAUUCAGAUAGCAACGACUAUGCCCCAGCAAGCACAACAGCAACCACAACCUGCUCCUACUCCAUCAGUGUCUGUUGGACAACAGCAAAUUGUCGGGUCAGGAGAUGCAGGAACUCAAUUAACAUUUACAGCUGCUAACGGUCAACAGUUCACACUACCGGUGUCCAAUUUGCAAAACAUUCAGCAAGUGAGGACUGUCGGUAAUAUUGGUGGCUUAGGGAACUAUAUCCAACUACCUAAUAUACAAACGGCUACCGUUCCUACAAUACAACAUAUUCCAGGUUUAGGAAAUGUUCAAGUAGUGACUCAAGCUCCCCAACUAACCACCGGGCAACACAUCCAACAGGAUCCAAAUGAUCCAACAAAGUGGCAAAUUGUCCCUCAUAUUACUACUGCGGCUGCUACUCCACAACCCGUUCAGGUUGCAACUCCUAUAAGUGUAACAACGGUAGAGACCGCUCAGCCCGCGGCUCCCGCCACUCCGGACAAUGAGUCAGAAAAACCGAGAGUUCGUAGGGUCGCGUGUACCUGUCCGAAUUGCCAGGAUGGAAAACGAGACUCGGACAGAAAAAAACAGCACGUCUGCCAUAUUCCAGGGUGUAAUAAGGUUUACGGAAAGUGCAGUCACUUGCGGGCUCAUCUGCGAUGGCAUACAGGGGAGAGACCGUUCGUGUGUAAUUGGUUGUUUUGCGGCAAGAAGUUUACCCGUUCAGACGAGCUGCAACGUCACAAAAGAACCCACACCGGAGAAAAACGGUUUCAAUGCGGAGAAUGCAAUAAGAAAUUUAUGCGAUCCGACCAUUUGUCGAAACAUUUGAAGACUCAUCAGAAACUAAAACUGACAGCCCUAGAAAAGGAGGAGAACGAAGAAGAAGUCUGGGAAAUUCAGGACGAGCCGGCACCUCCGCUGGAAGAACAAGAUUCCAAAGUCUGGAUCACCGAUAGUAAGAAUAACAUCAAAUAUUCGAUAACCCACUUGAAUUACUCAGAUUAUAAGGAGGCAGCGACUUCAACUCAACAAUCGGCCUCCUCGGAAAGUUCAAAUGACGAUCAGAAAAUGAUGAUAACAAUCAGCGCGGCCGAAACUGACGAGCUCAUCAUCGCUGACCAGAUGGAGAGCUGAGAUGGUGCCAUAGUUUACGUCGUAAACUGUUCGAAAAUUUAAAUAUUAUGUAAAUAAUCAAUUAAUAUAUAGUUGCCUUAUUAGGUUCAAAUUUAAAAUGUGUGUGACACUCUAUAACUAAUAGUGUUAUGCAGAUUGAUGCACGGCUGUGACUAAAUAUAUUAUGUAGCUGUAAAUAAGCGAUUACACGAAUGUUAUAUAAGUCGAUUUUUUAAAUAUAUGCCUGUUUUUAUAA
Messenger RNA from Anthonomus grandis grandis, 2486 nucleotides. RefSeq names its product transcription factor Sp4-like. Gene Ontology annotation, molecular function: DNA-binding transcription factor activity, RNA polymerase II-specific; RNA polymerase II cis-regulatory region sequence-specific DNA binding. Lineage: Eukaryota; Metazoa; Arthropoda; Insecta; Coleoptera; Curculionidae. The coding region runs from base 506 to 2251 and encodes 581 amino acids. The record is from RefSeq and is a predicted model, not a curated record. Gene Ontology annotation, biological process: regulation of transcription by RNA polymerase II. The transcript has 12 exons.